AUGCUUAUAAAAAGAAAUAAAUUUAGGAUGCAUCAAAAAGCUGUUCAACAAAUUUUGUUGGUAUUAUAUUUCCUUUUGAGUUAUAACCGAGUACAAGGAGAGAAAAUUAUGUCCAAAUCAGAAGAUGUGGAGUUAGAAAAACAACUAAAAUUCUUGAACAAACCACCAGUCAAAACUGUUAAGACCAAGUAUGGGGAUGUAUAUGAUUGUAUUGAUUUCUACAAACAACCUGCAUUUGAUCAUCCAUUGUUGAAGGAUCAUAAUUUUCAUCCAAAGAUGAAACCUACUUUAUCUAGGAUAAAGAAAAAUUCAAGUGACUCAACAACAACCUGGUCAUCGAUGAUAUGGUCGAAAGAUGAACGUUGUCCUUUUGGAACUGUUCCUAUAAAGAGAAUUACGAAAGAUGACCUUUUAAGACAAAAAUAUAUGCCGCCGCCUGAAGAUGCCAUAUUUGAUGUGAGCAACAAUAAUAGUGAGCCAAAAGGAGGAUACAUAUCUUCACAAGGAUAUCAGGUCGCAAUAGCACGAACUUUGACUAAUCCAAAUAACAAAUUUACGGGAGCUGGAAUGAUAACUAAUUUUUACAAUCCUCGUGUUGAAGAUGGUCAACAUAGUGCAUGUCGAUUAAAAAUUCAGAAAGACUCAGAUAUCAUACAAGUUGGUUGGAGAGUGGACCCAACAUUAUAUGGGGACAGUAAAACUAGACUUUUUAUACAUUCUCAGUUUGGUAAAACAGAUUGUUUCAAUACUCUAUGCCCUGGAUUUGUGCACGUAGACACUGGGACACCUCUUGAUAUGUCAUAUAUGGAUAGUCUUACACACCGUGGAGUCGAUGGAUAUGAGGAAACAAUGUACAUUGAACGGGAUUCAGUCAAUGGAAAUUGGUGGCUUUUAUUGUCAAGCGACUAUGCACAAGUUGGUUUUUGGCCUCAAAGAAUCUUUACUGGCUUGGCAAGCUUUGCUACGAAUGUUGAAUGGGGUGGAGUCGUGUAUAGUCCACCAGGUGUACCUAAACCUCCCAUGGGAUCAAGUUUUUUUCCCAUCAGAAAUAAUCUUUGUGACGCAUUUUGUAGAAGUAUUACAGUUCUAAACAAGAAUGGAAAGACAAUUCAAGUAGACAAAGUGACCACACAUGUUGAUAAUCCUAAUGUGUACAAGGUUUUAUUCGAACGACUUGGAAAUGAUAAAGAGUCCUACCUUUUUUUUCUUUACGGGGGACCUGGUGAGAGUGCACAAGUCUAG
Messenger RNA from Solanum stenotomum, 1242 nucleotides. RefSeq lists its product as uncharacterized. Bases 1 to 1242 code for a protein of 413 amino acids. The transcript has 8 exons. The record is from RefSeq and is a predicted model, not a curated record. Lineage: Eukaryota; Viridiplantae; Streptophyta; Magnoliopsida; Solanales; Solanaceae.